Micromonas pusilla CCMP1545 is the source of this 1473-nucleotide messenger RNA. RefSeq lists its product as uncharacterized. Gene Ontology annotation, molecular function: RNA binding. The record is from RefSeq and is a predicted model, not a curated record. The coding region runs from base 1 to 1473 and encodes 490 amino acids. NCBI's taxonomy places the organism in Eukaryota, Viridiplantae, Chlorophyta, Mamiellophyceae, Mamiellales, Mamiellaceae. Gene Ontology annotation, biological process: pseudouridine synthesis; ribosome biogenesis; box H/ACA snoRNP assembly. Gene Ontology annotation, cellular component: sno(s)RNA-containing ribonucleoprotein complex. The transcript has a single exon.
AUGGCGCAAGACGCGGUGACCGUCGUCCCCGCGGGCGAGGGCGACCUCGCGGUCGCGGCCGCGUUCGCGACGGGUGCCGAUUCCACGAAGAUCCUUCCACCCGCGCGCGCCGAUUCGACCGACGGCGAGGGCGACGACGACGACGACGACGACGACGACGACGACGCGACGCGCGUCAAGGCGCACGACGCGAACGCCGCGAACGCCGCGGAAAACCCCGAGUUCGAGUUCAGCGACGGCGACGACGAGACGACGACGACGACGACCGGUGGGCGCGCGCGGCGUCGCGCGAUCCCGGACGUGAUCCGCGACGGGGACGAUAGCUCCGAGUGGGAAUCCUCCGACGACGAAUCCGUCGAGGAGCUCGACUUGGAGAACAUGCCGAAGUGGCUGCAGGACAUCAAGGACGGCGUCGACACGCGAGGAGGAGGAGGAGGAGGAGGAGGAGGAGGAGGAGACGACUUCGACGGCGACGACGACGGCGACUCGGUCCCGCCGCGGACGCUGAACGAGGUCGCCCCGGACGCGACGCCCGCGCCCGCGCCGCCGCCGCCGAUCGACCCGGACGAAGCCGUCGCGCACGUCGGCGACGUCGUCUCCGUGGUCGGGGACACGAUCGUGGUUCAGUCCCUCCCGGGGAUCGAGUACCUGGACGAGGAGAGCGUGUUGUGUCUGAGCGACCGCGUCGCGUUGGGCGCGGUCGAGGAGGUGUUCGGGCCGGUCGCCGCGCCGUUGUACGCGCUGCGGGUGCCGCGACGGAGACGCGAGACACGCGCCGAAAACGGAAGCGGAAGCGGAAGCGGAUGCGGAAACGAAACCGCCGCCGCCGCCGCCGCCGCCGCGAAAGCGAAAGAGAGCGGCGCGACGGAAGAUAAGGACGACGGCGCGACGGACGCGAAGGACGGAGGCGACGACGAAGCCCACAAGACGACGAACACGAACACGACGGCGGCGAUCGAGGUGAAGGUGGGCGCCAGGGUGUACGUCGUCGAGGGGCGGCGGCGGAGGCUGACGACGGCCGGCCUAUACCGCAAAGGGUACGACAACAGCGGCAAGAACGACGAGGAGAUCAGCGACGACGACGAGUUCAGCGACGACGAGAAAGAGGCGGAGGCGAAGAAGAAGCGCAGGCAGCGGAAGCGCGGGAUCGACGGCGAGGAGCGUCCGGCGGACCGGCGGGUCGCGGACGGAGGGCUCGCCGCCGCCGCCGCCGCCGCGGGCGCGGGCGCGGGCCUCGGCGGCGGGAGAGGCGGGCAGCGCGGGGGCGGACCCCCACCCCGCGCGCGCGCGUUCCAACCGAACGCGCCGCCCGCAAUGCAGAUGGCGCACAUGAGCGGCAUCGGCGCGGGCGGGAACGUUGGCGCUGGGCACCCCGCGCACACGACGCGCGGCCCGCCCCCGCCGAUGGCGCCGGUGCGUUCUAUGCACUGGUCCCCAUACGACCCCGUUCGCGAGGUGAACGCGAUUCCUUAA